Messenger RNA from Tuber aestivum (summer truffle), 2858 nucleotides. Lineage: Eukaryota; Fungi; Ascomycota; Pezizomycetes; Pezizales; Tuberaceae. The record is from the annotation of a GenBank genome assembly.
ACCUCGCAACGGAGCAAACAGCCAACCAAUUGAGAUGCUUCCCCCUGUCCGAACGGCCUCAACUAUUCGCUGGCUGUGUCUUUCCCACUCUAGGAUUGCAUCGCCCCUGGGAAGGUCGAUAUUGUCGCUAAAAAAUGGUCCGAAAAGAUUUUACGCUGCCCCAUCAGCAGUUGGUUUGGAUGCUCCAGUAGAUCUAGCGCACACCAGAAAUAUCGGGAUUAUCGCACAUAUAGAUGCUGUAUGAUAUAUAUCCCUUCCUUAUCAAUCGUAGCGACUGUGGUCUAAACGAAACAAAACCUAGGGCAAAACAACCACCACUGAGCGCAUGCUCUAUUAUAGUGGUUUUACUCGCCGGAUUGGUGGUAUGAAGCUAGAGGAACACCCGGUUAUGAGCACAAUCGAACUAAUUCUACGUAGAAGUUGAUGAAGGUUCCACGGUUAUGGACUAUCUUCCCGCCGAGCGAUCUCGUGGAAUAACCAUUACUUCCGCUGCAAUUACUUUCAAUUGGACGCCUUCCGCCCCGGGAUCUCGACCAUAUACGGUUAACUUGAUCGACACUCCGGGGCACGCAGACUUCACUUUCGAAGUUGAGCGCUCAAUUCGUGUUCUGGAUGGUGCUGUGACUAUUCUGGACGGCGUCGCCGGUGUUGAGGCACAGACAGAGAAGGUCUGGCGCCAAGCGGAAAAGUAUGGCAUCCCGAGACUUAUCUUCGUGAAUAAACUUGACAGGGUAGGGGCAAGGUUUGGCCCGACUGUGAAAGAAAUUGCUUCGAAAUUGAAUGCAUGGCCAGCAGUCUUGCAAUUGCCUCUAUAUGAACAAGACGCAAAGGGUGACGAUAUAUUUCGAGGGGUGGUGGAUAUUGUGGAGAGGAGAGUCUUUUUAUGGGACCUGGGGGGUGACGGUCAGAAGGUCAACGUGCACGACUACACCUGGCUCAAGGAGAACAGGUCAGACUUAUAUUGUGAAGCCUUGACAGCAAGAGUCGCGCUGGUUGAGUUAUUGUCAGAGAAUGACGAGGAGCUAGUAGAAGUCUUCCUAGAUAUCGGGGACCACCACGCCAUUUCCCCAGAUGCCAUCAAGAAAUCUUUGCGGAAACAGACACUUAACGGUUCAAGCGAAGUGGUUCCCGUAUUGUGUGGGGCUAGCUUCAAAAAUAUCGGCGUGCAACCGCUGCUGGAUGCUGUGAUCGAUUAUCUUCCUUCUCCGCUCGACAAGCCAGAAACCGAGAUUUCUUACGAUUACGGGAAGACUAAGGGGGUUCUGAGUGCAUCUGAAGACAGACUAUGUGCCUUAGCUUUUAAAGUCGUCAACGAUCCAAAACGGGGGGCGAUGGUAUUCGUCCGAGUAUAUUCUGGAACCCUUGUUCGCGCACAUCACCUUUAUAACACCACUCUUGGUGUCAGGGAGCGGGUGCACAGGCUCCUGAAAAUGUACGCAGACGAUGCAGUCGACAUUCAAUCUAUUCCUGCUGGACAUAUCGGGGUGAUCAUAGGUCUCAAGAGCGCUCGAACCGGCGAUACCUUGAUAUCAGACCACCAGUACUAUCAUUCUGGCAAAGGGAAUAAGCGCCACCAGGAAGUUUCUGAUUCCUUCUGGACUAUCCAACUUCGCCCGAUCGAAGUUCCUCCGCCUGUAUUCUUUGCAAGCAUCGAACCAAAUUCCCUUUCUGAGCAAAAGCCACUCGAGGACGCACUAUCCAUGCUUCUUCGUGAAGACCCUAGUCUGCACAUAACCACUGAUGAAGACUCCGGGCAAAUGCUUAUUUCUGGAAUGGGGGAGCUGCAUCUCGAAAUCGCAAGAGAUCGACUAGUUGGUGAGCUCAAGGCCAAGGCAGAAAUGGGGCGUAUCCUUAUCUCCUACCGCGAAACGAUACCCUCAACCUUAGGACACGAGCUUCAUAUCGUUUUCGAAAAAGAGAUUGCUGGAAAGCUUGCCAAGGCAGGAUGCCAUGUUUCCGUAAUUGGCCUAGACGAGCCCCCAAUUCCAGGCACGGGAACACCCGAUGAGACUAUAGUUGAUGGAAACAUUAUAUCUGUUGAUAUUGCUGUGCCUCAGCAUACACUAACUAGCCAGGAGGCCGAAACGGAGCAUGCAAAAUUGCCAAAGUCAAUCGAUGUUGAAGAACUCAAAGGUUCCCUCACUUCUGGAGCAAUGGCAGCGCUUGGAAGGGGACCCUAUCUCGGAUUCCCAGUGCGGAAUACCUCCAUUAAGAUCACGAUAGAUCCUUCCAAAGAUUACUUUGGAGCUGAAAGCACCCUUGCAGCGUACUCGUCCGCAGCACGCUUAGCAUCCACGACGGCUUUAAAAGAAGCAAUUGCGUCAAACGGAGAAGGAAUUUUGAUGGAGCCAAUGAUGAACGUCAUUGUGGCAGUCAACGAGAAGGAUCUUGGAAAAGUAGUUGGCGAUCUCUCUUCUGCAAGAGGAGGACACGUCUUGGAGCUUGGUGGCGGAGACGAAGGAGCAGUUGACAGACUGAAUACCUCAAAAGUUUACGCACCUGGCCAAGCUGGAAAGGGGGAUGAUAAUUAUGGAGUAAGAGGGAAGCGGUCGGUGGUAGCGAUAGUUCCACUGAAGGAGAUGGUGGGUUACUUGAAGCAUUUAAGGAGUAUGACGACUGGAAGGGGUACAUUUGUAAUGAAUCUUCUCGGAUGGGAGAGAAUGACACGGCCAAGAGCAGUAGACGUGCUUAAGGAUAUCAGAGGCGGAUAGCCCCCCCCGGACAGACUUGCACACGCCAGUAUUUAGAUAUUGGUCCCAUAUAGUAUCUUGCCGCGGUUUUUCGUAUCCCAAAGUUUACCCUUUGCUCAGGGGAAACCAAAUACCAAAAAGAGCCUACUUGUACCAAUCAAGAUUAAG